AUGAGCCCCGACAAAAAAGAAAAAUGGAGGUGCAAGGUUUGCCGUUCUAAGAACAAUCGUGCUGAUAUAGACGGGGUCGAUGCUAGCUCUGACUCGAUUUCGUCCUGCGAAACCACGACACUCGCGGCGCAAAUCCUGACCAUCAAAGAAAAGCUAGAUUCAAUACUUUCUCUGAAGGCUAGCGUAAAUUUACUGCUCGAGCUUCCGGCAAAGGUGAAUGAGCUCUUGCUCCUCAAGCCUACCAUUGAUCUCAUGAAAGUGACUUUGGAGGAGGUUCAAACUUCCAUUUCCUUCCUAGGAAAGAAAUACGAUAGCCUCCUCGCCACGGUGUCUGCUCAUGCGACCGACAUGAACGAGCUGCGUACGGAAGUGGCUUCACUGAAGGACACGGUUUGCGAACAGGCACACACUAUCCAAAGCCUCCAAACCGAGAUGAACGACGCUGACCAACGCGGUCGCCAACAUAUUAUGGAAAUUCAUGGAAUGACCGUCAAACCCGACGAGGCUCUCCCUUCCAUCUUAGCGGGGCUGGCAGACAAGCUAGGAAUUCCGGGACAUCAACCAGCUGAUGUCGUGUCGGUUUUCAGGCUACCAGGCAAACGAUCUAUAAAACCACCUAUUUUGGUCAAGUUUACAUCUGUAGCCACUAAAGACAAAUGGAUGCAAGCUCGUAGCAAGCUCAGGCAAUUUUCUCGUGACAAUCCACCCGAAAGACUGUAUUUCAACGACAGCUUAACUCAGACCAACAGAGAACUUUUCUGGCAGGAGGGACCCGUACCGACAACACGCUGCGUUGCCUUCUCAGGAUACAAUAUGGAGACAGCGAAAAGCAUGAGCGUUUACGUUCAUAUAGUUCGGCUUUUUGAAGUGCAAGAUGCAGAAGAUGGCUUGACUGCGGUCAUGGAGGCCUACUCACUUUUUGGCCUUGCCCAUUGUCAGAAGACAUGCAAUACGAGCUGCAUUCUUUAG
Molecule: messenger RNA, 969 nt
Organism: Ixodes scapularis (black-legged tick)
Lineage: Eukaryota; Metazoa; Arthropoda; Arachnida; Ixodida; Ixodidae
Exons: 2
Coding region: 1-969 (322 amino acids)
Source: RefSeq, a predicted model, not a curated record